This is a messenger RNA of Saccharomycodes ludwigii, 1698 nucleotides long. It is a transcript of the gene PAB1, whose product is annotated as polyadenylate-binding protein. Gene Ontology annotation, cellular component: cytosol; ribonucleoprotein complex; nucleus. The coding region runs from base 1 to 1698 and encodes 565 amino acids. Lineage: Eukaryota; Fungi; Ascomycota; Saccharomycetes; Saccharomycodales; Saccharomycodaceae. The transcript has a single exon. Gene Ontology annotation, molecular function: poly(U) RNA binding; poly(A) binding; mRNA 3'-UTR binding. The record is from RefSeq and is a predicted model, not a curated record.
AUGUCCACUACUUCUGAUCUUACUGAUAAAACCGUUGAACAAUUGGAAAAAUUGUCCAUUAAUAACGGUAGCGAAACCGCCCCAACUACUACUUCUGAAGAUUCCAAUGAUAUGCUAACUAACCCAGCUUCUUUAUAUGUUGGUGAAUUGGACCCAUCUGUAACUGAAGCUGUUUUAUACGAUAUUUUCUCUCCAGUUGGUCCAGUUUCUUCCAUCCGUGUGUGCCGUGAUGCUAUUUCCAAGAACUCCUUGGGUUAUGCUUAUGUUAACUUUCAGGAUUACGAAUCGGGUAAACGUGCCAUUGAACAAUUGAACUACGCUCCAAUUAAUGGUCGUCCAUGUCGUAUUAUGUGGGUUCAACGUGAUCCAUCUUUGAGAAAGAGAGGUGCUGGUAAUAUUUUCAUCAAGAAUUUGGACCCAGCUAUCGACAAUAGGGCCUUGUUUGAUACUUUCUCUGCUUUUGGUGAUAUUUUAUCUUGCAAGAUUUCCACCGAUGAAAAUGGUAAUUCGAGAGGGUUUGGUUUUGUGCACUUCAAAGAAGAAAGCGAUGCCAAAGAUGCUAUUGAAGCUAUCAACGGUAUGUUGUUAAAUGGCAGAGAAGUUUUUGUUGGUCCUCACGUCUCUAGAAAAGAACGUCAAACUAAAUUGGAAGAAUUGAAAACUAAUUUCACCAACUUGUAUAUCAAAAACAUCCAACAAGACGUUACUCUGGAUGAAUUUACUAAAUUAUUUGAAAAAUUUGGUAAGACCACUUCGAUUGUUUUGGCCGAAGAUGGCGAACACAGAAACAAGGGAUUUGGGUUUGUCAACUUUGAAAAUCAUGAGGAUGCUGCAAAGGCUGUUGAUGAAUUGAAUGGAAACGAAUUCCAUGGCUUGAAGUUGUUUGUUGGUCGUGCUCAAAAGAGAUACGAACGUUCUCAAGAAUUGAGAAAGCAAUACGAGCUAGCUAAGGCCGAAAAGAUGGCUAAAUACAGAUCUGUCAACUUGUUUGUUAAGAACUUGGCUGAUUCCAUUGAUGAUGAAAAGUUGGUUGAAUUGUUUUCUCCAUAUGGUACCAUCACUUCUACCAAACUUAUGAGAGAUGAAAACGGUAAUUCUAAAGGGUUCGGUUUUGUUUGUUUUGAAACUCCAGAAGAAGCCAACAGAGCCAUUGCUGAAAUGUCUCAGAGAAUUGUUGCUGACAAGCCAUUGUAUGUUGCCAUUGCUCAAAGAAAAGAUGAAAGACGUUCCAAAUUGGCUCAAGAAUUCCAGGCUAAAAACAACAUGAGAUUCUUUCCACCAGCUGGUAUGCCAGCCCAAUUUGGGGGUGUAGCUCCAGUUAUGUAUAAUAUUUAUCCAGGUGCCAAUGGUCCUGUUCCACCUCAAAUGGCUGGCAGAUUUAUGCAACACCCUCAGAUGAUGAACAAACAAAUGUCAUACGGUGUUCCAGCUCCCCAACAAGGUUUUCCACCAAGAAAUGAUUUUAUGAUGCCACAACCAACAAAGCAAAUCAUUGGUGAACAGUUGUAUGAAAAGGUUUCCAAGAAAACCAGUGGCAAUGAGGCUGCCGCAGGUAAAAUUACUGGUAUGUUAUUGGAAUUGCCAUACCAGGAAGUUCAUCAACUGUUGCAAGAUGAAGGGUUUUUUGAAAAGCAAUUUGCUGACGCUAAAGCUGCCUAUGAAAAUUUCUCUAAGGAACAAGCCAAUGCUGCUGCCUAA